Messenger RNA from Aplosporella prunicola CBS 121167, 1956 nucleotides. RefSeq lists its product as uncharacterized. The transcript has a single exon. The record is from RefSeq and is a predicted model, not a curated record. NCBI's taxonomy places the organism in Eukaryota, Fungi, Ascomycota, Dothideomycetes, Botryosphaeriales, Aplosporellaceae. The coding region runs from base 1 to 1956 and encodes 651 amino acids. Gene Ontology annotation, molecular function: nucleic acid binding; zinc ion binding.
AUGGCGCGUUAUAAAAACCACGGCAAACGCGGCAAUGGCAAUAACAAUGGAUAUCAGGGAAACCAGGGAAACAAGGGAAACCAAGACUACCGUGGAAACAAUAACUACCGUGGAAAUAAAAAUAAACGGGGGCAUCAAAACAACUAUGGAAAUCAAAACAAUCAUAAUAAUCGCGGCAAUAAUAAAAGCAAAAACAGAGGCGGUACAUAUGAAAAGGGCCAAUGGUACGAUGAGUUCGGCAACAAGCGUGGAAGUAAAGGCAACAAGCAUAACGGCAAAAAACUCUGUGACAGAUGCGGCGCCGACGACCAUGAGAUUCAUGACUGUAAAGCACCCCGGGAGGAGGCCCUGGCAUACUCGGAUUACAGACGCGAUCGGAGCUCCUUCCAAUGUCCCUACUGCCGCUCAAAGGAUCACCUCCCCUCACGCUGCAAAUCCGAAGAUGCUUUAGAAUCUCGAGCCAUACAAGAUGGAUUCUCGAAGGUCCAGACGAUGCAUCGGUCGAACAUGCCCAACAAUGACACCUUUAACAGACAUAUGCCACCUGACUGGUGCAGAUUCUGUAAGCGAAAGGGCCACGCCCAUGAGGAUUGCCCAGAGAAACACAAGUGGAUUACAGACUUGUGGAAUGAGAUCGAGCGCUCGAUGCGGGAGCUGCCAUACUGCAGCGUUUGCAGAGACCUCAACCACAGAAUGUUCACCGAAUCGAGCUUUGAUUACACCGAGUGCCCCUAUCUCGCGCAAGUAAAACAAAAAGUUGCAUUGUUCAAGGAUCGGGUGAUGGAAGAGGAGCACAACUGGCUGGAUGCCGACUUUGGUGAUGGCAUAAAGCUUCCAGGGCGCCCAUUCUUUUGCGCAUAUUGCGAACAUUUUACCUACGGGUACCACAAGUGCCCGGGUCCGGACAGCAAUGGACAAGACAUUUUCGGCGGGCUGGCAGCCGGCGUUUACGGCGGGCGCUUGCCGUACGCGCACGUGGAUGCUCUGCGCAAAUCCGACGAGAAGCGCCUCCUCGAUCAGAAGCUGAGCAUGGCCAUGGCGCCCGAGGUGGAUAGGAGGUGUCCAAAGUGCCACAGUGCCGUGCCGCCCACAGUAUUGAGCGGCCAUCCGGGCCAGAAGAUCUUGGUAACCUGCACGACCCCGGGAUGUGGCCAGGGAAUCGCCUUAGAAACCGAAGGCAUACUCAAGAGCAACAAGAGAAAGCGUAGCAGAGACGGCUACAGCAGCAGCAGCAGUAGUAGUAGCAGCAGCAACAGCAGCAGCAGUGGUAGUGGCAGCGACAGGAUCUACACCAAAAAGCGCAAAACUAAAAAGCGCAUAUCAACACCAAAGCUCGACGCAGCCGCCAUCGCCGCCGGUCUAGAAAUACCCAAAUUCGAAUUCUACGGCAAGCACAGCUCCAAGAAAAUCAGAGCCGCAAAGCGCGAAUUCAUGACACGCAACCUCCUGGACGAACCCUGGAACGCUUGGACCGCCACGCCCUCCAGCGACGGCCGCUCCCUACACUACCGCCACAAGACCGGCUACAGCACGCUGUUCAACGCCAAGCAAAAACAAUACAUAUUGCCGUGGGACCUAAACCUCGCGCACGGCAACCACCUGCCCUGCCUGCCGCCCAUGCGCCUCGCAUUCAGCGCAGCGGACCAGCAGGCACGCAAAGACACAGGGUGUCCCACGUUCCAGGCGCGGGCGGGCUUGAUCCCUGCGUGCGGCGGCUGUGGCAUUUACGGCAUUGUGGCUGACGCGGAGAUGGAUGUCGUUAUGAGCGGGACCGCGGACGACGAUUGCGAUGGGAGUUUGGCGGGCGCGGGUUUGGGCACCGUGCUUUGGCGCUGGCAGGGACCUGAUGGAAUUGGUAUGGCGAGGUAUGUUAGGGACUGCUUAUGUAAUAAGGUCCUGAUGGUUGGCCGUGGCUCGGGCCUGCUGUGGCAGCCGCUUGAAAAUGCUAAUCUGUGA